AUGUGGGUUGUACAGAGUUUACCAUUCCAACGUGUUGCACAUCGCAUUGCCUCUACAGAUGCCCAGCCCAGCAUUUCUAAUGGUAUUUUUGUAGUGGUUACUGGUGAACUAUUGGUUGAUGAAGAACAAAAUCCACAAAGAUUCACACAAGCAUUUCAGCUCAUUCCCGAGGGCAAUACUUAUUGGGUGCUUAAUGAUAUCUUCCGUUUGAACUACGGCUGA
Molecule: messenger RNA, 222 nt
Organism: Acaulospora colombiana
Lineage: Eukaryota; Fungi; Glomeromycota; Glomeromycetes; Diversisporales; Acaulosporaceae
Source: the annotation of a GenBank genome assembly